AUGGCCAAACCAUCCGUGGACGGCCUCGACAAAUCCUCCCUCGAUAUGGUGGAGGACAAUCAAGUUGACAGGCUCAGUAAGUUGCCGGAUGACGUUUUGCUCAACAUUGUGGAGCGACUUGAUAUCGCUGAUGCUGCACAAACCACCAUCCUCUCCAGACGUUGGAAGCAGAUCCCUGCUUUACUCUCAAAGAUUGUUAUAAAGGUUGCUUCUUUUCAACCCAAGCAUGAAGGUAGGAAGUUAACCUCAGAUGAUAUAGUUCGGGCCAAUACCAACGUGCUGCAAGCAACCAGGAGCAUACUGGAAAAGAGGGCUGCAAGUCCACACACCAUUCACCUGUUGCGCAUGCAAUUCUACUUGGGAGAUGAGUCCAUUUUCAUUGGUCAGACUGUUGCCAACACCAUAGCAACACACAAGGUUGCUUCAGUUGAGUUUACAAUCUUGACGAAGGUGCGCACAAAUUUUACCAAUAAUGACCUGCUCACUCAUGGGAGGCAGUUCAUGUCAUUCCUUGGUUCGUGUCCAAACACAUUUGGUGGUCUUGCACGCCUCACGCUAGAGAAUUUGAGGUUAGGAGAAUCAGACUUUCCCAAAAUUUUCAGUAUAUGCAAGCAACUCGAGGUCCUCUGCCUCUACCACUGUGAUAUGGGCAUUGAGUCUUUGCUGGAAGUGGAACACUCACAACUCAGUGAACUGGUGAUUGGCCGUAGCGUGCUUAUUAAGAGGGUUGAUCUGAAGUGGGUACCAAAACUCACAGUACUGAAAUUUAAUAUGUUUCGAUCUCAAGAUGACCCCUUCUGUCUUGGCUAUGUCCCACUUCUCCAGACUGUGAGCAUCAUUAAUACUGGUUUUUCUUGGCACAAGAUGCUCAAGAUAAGUGAGUUGCUGGGUGAAACCGCCAUAAGCAACCUGCAUUUGAACUUCAAAAGUGAAAAGAUUUGGGUCAAGCCGGAAGGUCGAAGACAAUUGUUACCAGUGUUACACAAGCUAAGGCUUGUGAAUCUGAUUAACAUUUCUGAAGAAUGCGAUCUGACUUGGAUAAUGUUCAUACUUCAAGGUGCACCCACCCUUAAGGAACUACGCAUCUUGGUGCGGGACCAUUUAUGUGAAAUGGUAACUGGGGAGCAGAGAAAAAAGUAUGCCUUUAGCGAGGAGAAGGACAAGGGACUAGAGUGGGAACCAUCUGCAUCUGAUUUCAAGCACCACAACCUUGCCGAGCUCAGAAUCUAUGGGAGGUUUGAAGCAGAAGAAAAAAUCGUGCGCUUUGCCAGGAAUGUCAUGGAAGCAGCGGUGAAUCUCGAGGACAUAAAACUUUAUAAGAGUCCAGUGUGUGAGAAUUGCAAGCACAUGCUCCAGGACUGGACGUUGAAGGAGAAGUCGUUGCUUAGCUACAAACUCAGAAAGGGGAUGCUGUCUUCGCUCGUCCGGAUUCAGUUCCCAAGUUUAGGGGAAAUUUUUACUUGGCCCAAUUACUGGUCAUGA
This is a messenger RNA of Triticum turgidum subsp. durum (durum wheat), 1482 nucleotides long. The record is from the annotation of a GenBank genome assembly. NCBI's taxonomy places the organism in Eukaryota, Viridiplantae, Streptophyta, Magnoliopsida, Poales, Poaceae.